Molecule: messenger RNA, 484 nt
Organism: Meloidogyne enterolobii
Lineage: Eukaryota; Metazoa; Nematoda; Chromadorea; Rhabditida; Meloidogynidae
Source: the annotation of a GenBank genome assembly
UUUUUCUAAUCUUCUCGAAAAUUAUUUCUCGAUUUUAGGACCAUAUUUUUAUUCAUUUUUAUUCCUUAACAGCAUUAUGGACGAAUACUCUAAAAUAUUCUUCUUGAAAGCCGUUUUUCAACAUAAAGAUAUUCUUUUUGAGCCUUACACAGGAAGACAAUCUUGGGAAAUUAAAGACAAAAUGUGGCAGCAAAUAUUUAAUGAAUGUGUAAAUGCGGGGUGUAGAGGGUUGGUGGAUGCUGAACAUUUGAGGAAAAUUACUUGGCAAAACUUGCAACGAAGAAGUAAAGAAAAGUAUGACAAAAGCAAGAAGGUUCCAGAAGGGACAGUGAAGUUUUCGAAGGUGGGGAAUUGCUCAAAAUUUUGGGGGAAGCUUGCGGGAACUAGAAAUCAGACCGGGAUUAUCCCUGAUAUCUCGAAAAAUCUCGGUCUCGAUAACCACUAUUUUCAUUCGAUAUCUCGUCUCGUUCCGGUCUUUACUUAA